UUCAGACUGAAAACGGACAUAUGGACGUCUUUUUGUGCAUCAAGGAUGAGUUUGUGAAACAGUCAUAUAUGUGGGGAUCAUCCCCAGACUUUGGACUUUAAACUUAAACGGCAACAAACACACAGACGGACGGAGUGAUCACUUCAGCUGUGGACCCAAAGACCCAGCCUGACGCACGGAGACGGACAGACAGACAGACAGUCUGAUGCCAACUGUCUCCACUGUCAAUCUCACGGCACCACUCCUCCUCCUGUUGCUAUGGGCAACCCACCCCACCAUGGCAACCAAUUGGCUCUCCCUGGCGAGGCUGCCCCGUUCCCGGCCUGUGUCUGGUGCUGCCCCAUGUGCACGGCUGAGGGGGCUGACCCCAGGCCAGGUGGGGGUGUGCAGAGCACGGGGGGAGGUCAUGGAGUCUGUACGCAAGGCAGCAGAGAUGGUCAUAGAAGAGUGCCAGCACCAGUUCAGGAAUCGCCGCUGGAAUUGUUCCAUCACCCCACGUGGGAUCAAUGUAUUUGGCAGAGUGAUGAACCAAGGCACUCGUGAGGCAGCCUUUGUGCACGCUCUGUCCUCAGCAGCUGUGGCGGUUGCGGUGACCCGAGCCUGCACCCGUGGGGAGCUGGAGAGGUGUGGCUGUGACAGGAAGGUCAGGGGGGUCAGCCCGGAGGGUUUCCAGUGGUCAGGGUGCAGUGACAACCUGUCCUAUGGUGUGGCUUUCUCUCAGACAUUUGUGGAUGAACCGGAGCGAGCCAAGGGGCUGUCAGCAGGCCGGCCGCUCAUGAACCUCCACAACAACGAGGCGGGUCGAAAGGCCAUCCUUCAUAACAUGCAGGUUGAGUGUAAAUGUCACGGUGUGUCUGGGUCCUGUGAGCUGAGGACCUGCUGGAAGGUCAUGCCCCCAUUCAGGCGUGUGGGCGUUGUGCUCAAGGAACGUUUUGAUGGAGCCACAGAGGUCCGCCUGACACGUAUAGGCUCCAGGACAGCCUUGCUCCCCCGAGACUCACAGGUCAAACCCCCUGCUGCCAGAGAUCUUGUGUAUCUUGCACCCUCCCCAGAUUUCUGCCGUCUCGACCCUGAAAAUGGUAUUCCUGGGACUGCAGGUAGAAGAUGUAACGGAACGUCUCGGCUGGCACCAGAUGGUUGCGAGCUGGUGUGUUGCGGGCCAGGCUACAAAGCAGGCCGGGCUGAGGUGGUGCAGCGCUGCUCCUGCAAGUUUUCCUGGUGCUGCUCGGUGCGUUGCCAGCAGUGCAAGAAUACGGUCACCAUUCAUACCUGUAGAGUGUAAGAAGUCCUAAUAAGGCCUGACCAAAUGAGCCCAGAUCCUAACCAACCACCAGACAGACACCGCUGGACACAGCGCGGGUUAACUUUGACACCAAAUUAUCGUAAUUAUUGUCCAAAGCAGCCUUUCUUUGUCCACGUUUUCCCUUAGAGAAGUGAAACUGCAGUUUGGUUUGAUUGUUUUCUUGUAAAAACUGCAAAAUUAGAACUAAUGUAAAGACAAAGCUCCAUCGGGAAGUACAAAAAAAAAAAAGUCUGCUCAGCUUUUAAACUGCUCAAAAUAUUAAGACAGACAAACUGACAGGCACAGACAUGCAUACAGGUGUAGCCAUGAACACACACAAACACAGCAGUUAAUCACACGCUGAACUGACAAAGCUUUUAAAGCAGAGCUUAACCCAAACUAACUC
Pundamilia nyererei is the source of this 1688-nucleotide messenger RNA. RefSeq names its product wingless-type MMTV integration site family, member 4b (gene wnt4b). Lineage: Eukaryota; Metazoa; Chordata; Actinopteri; Cichliformes; Cichlidae. The record is from RefSeq and is a predicted model, not a curated record. Gene Ontology annotation, cellular component: extracellular region. Gene Ontology annotation, biological process: canonical Wnt signaling pathway; multicellular organism development; cell fate commitment. Gene Ontology annotation, molecular function: frizzled binding; cytokine activity. The transcript is spliced from 9 exons. The coding region runs from base 206 to 1282 and encodes 358 amino acids.